This is a messenger RNA of Nicotiana tabacum (common tobacco), 1399 nucleotides long. RefSeq names its product transcription factor MYB123-like. The record is from RefSeq and is a predicted model, not a curated record. Lineage: Eukaryota; Viridiplantae; Streptophyta; Magnoliopsida; Solanales; Solanaceae.
ACAACAGAUACUAUAAACAUUAUUAUUCUAACUUAUUGUAUAGAAAUUAUGGGAAGAAAGCCUUGUUGUUCUAAAGAAGGAUUAAACAAAGGGGCAUGGACUCCUAUGGAGGAUAAAAUUCUAAUAGAUUAUAUCAAAGUAAAUGGUGAAGGGAAAUGGAGAAAUCUUCCCAAAAGAGCUGGUCUUAAAAGAUGUGGAAAGAGUUGCAGACUAAGGUGGCUGAAUUAUCUAAGGCCAGACAUUAAGAGGGGAAAUAUAACUCCAGAUGAAGAAGAUCUCAUUAUCAGACUUCAUAAACUUCUUGGAAAUAGAUGGUCUCUGAUAGCUGGAAGGUUACCAGAACGAACAGACAAUGAAAUCAAGAAUUAUUGGAACACAAACAUCGGCAAAAAACUACAACAAGGAGUUGCUCCUGGUCAGCCAAACCGCAUAAUAUCUUCCAUUAAUCGUCAGCGCCCUCGUUCUAGUCAUGCCAAAUCUUCCAAGUCCGACCCAGUUACCCAACCAAACAAAAAUAAUCAAGAACACACAGUUCCUAAUCAGGAUUCACAGUAUUUGCUAACAGACGUUGGAUUCGGAGGAUCAUCGUCUUCUUCAUCCCCGUGUUUGGUUAUCCGCACAAAGGCAAUUAGGUGCACUAAAGUUUUUAUUACUCCUCCUCCUACUAGUAGUUCGGUUGCUGAGCCACAGAAUGUUGAUCAGUCUCACAAUGAGAUUGCUCAAAGGGCUAGUAAUUCUCACUCAGUCUUCCCACCUUGCACCAGGAAUCCCGUUGAGUUCUUACGCUUUCAUGUUGACAACUCAAUUCUUGAUAAUGAUAACGAUGACAAGGUAAUGGCGGAGGAUUUGACAAUAGAAAAUGCAAAUACUAUUGUAGCAUCGUCCUCAUCAUCGUCAUCAUUAUCAGUGUCAUCUUUGUCCGAGCAGCAACAACCAAUAUCAGGAUCAACACCAACUUUCUCUGGAGAAUUGGAAAAUUAUAACUUUAAUUUUAUGUUUGGUUUUGAUAUGGACGAUCCUUUUCUUUCUGAGCUUCUAAAUGCACCUGAUAUAUGUGAAAACUUGGAGAAUACAACUACUGUUGGAGAUAGUUGCAGCAAAAACGAAAAGGAAAGGAGCUAUUUCCCUUCGAAUUAUAGUCAAACAACAUUGUUCGCAGAAGAUACGCAACACAACGAUUUGGAACUUUGGAUUAAUGGGUUCUCCUCUUGAUUAAUUGUUGAUUUGGCAUGCAUGAUCAUGAGAUGUUGAUGUUGAUGAUGAACUGGUUUCAACAUGACUCGUAAUUAUGCACUCAUGUUGUUUUUAGUGUCAGAUUUAGAAUUCAGAAUCAGCGAAUUCUGUAAUUUAUAUAUGUAUUUAUUGUUAUUUCUUUUCAUAUUUGUAUAAGAUGACCUAC